This is a messenger RNA of Gambusia affinis (western mosquitofish), 2175 nucleotides long. RefSeq names its product alpha-2Db adrenergic receptor-like. The coding region runs from base 698 to 2107 and encodes 469 amino acids. The transcript has 2 exons. NCBI's taxonomy places the organism in Eukaryota, Metazoa, Chordata, Actinopteri, Cyprinodontiformes, Poeciliidae. Gene Ontology annotation, cellular component: membrane. Gene Ontology annotation, molecular function: adrenergic receptor activity. Gene Ontology annotation, biological process: adenylate cyclase-activating adrenergic receptor signaling pathway. The record is from RefSeq and is a predicted model, not a curated record.
CCUCCUGUUCUCUGAAUUUCAUUCUUUUGUUUUCAUUCAUCCGUCCAUCUCAUCCUUUCUCUUUCCCCAAAUUCCAAUCCUCUCAUCAUUUCCGUCCUCGUCUUCCUCUUCCUCCUCUCUCAAAUCCCUCUUGUCUUCUCCUUCAAAGAUCUGCUGCUCUCUCGAGCUCCUCUUCACGGAUCCCUCGCUCUUUCCUUUCAUCUCUCCUGUUAGUCUCUCCUCCUCCUCCUCCUCUUCUUCCUCCAGCAGAACAGAAUCAGUGCAGCAGCAGCAGCAGAGUCACUUCGCUCUGCAACAACCAAAGUGGGGACCUCUUCUUCUUCUUCUUCUUCUUCUUCUUUUUAAAUCACAUUUUCAGUCAUUUCUGAUCCACUUUUCUCCAGUUGUUGAUUUUCCUCGGCCGCUGCAGCAGCAUGACGGCUCCUGUCCUUGCGGCUCCAGCGUGCGGACGCUUGCUCUGCUUCUUUUUGCUUCUCGUUGGAAAUAACUGGGCCACCGUUUCUGUCAGCUUCCAUGGAUGUGACAGUUUUUAAAAAGUGUUUGAUGAUGCUCGACCAGAAGAUUGGCAUCAAGCAGCCGCAUUUCAGCCACCACCGAUGAGGUCGAACGUCUAAAACCUGCAGGAUUUUGGUUUUUAUUCCAUUUUCUGUCAGAAUCUUGAAUUUUUUCCCCCGUCAAAUGAACUGGAGGCUGAAGGAUGGACCUCGCAGACGACUCGAACUCGUCCGUCAACCAGACGUCGUCCUCCUCCCUGGCGAAGUCGCCUCCUCUUCUUCCUCACUCGCAGGCGGCGUCGGUGUGCAUCGUGCUGGUGGUGGCGGUCAUCAUCCUGGGGACGGUGGUGGGGAACGUUCUGGUGGUGGUGGCCGUGUUCACCAGCCGAGCCCUGAGGGCCCCGCAGAACCUCUUCCUGGUGUCGCUGGCGUCGGCGGACAUCUUGGUGGCCACGCUGGUCAUCCCCUUCUCGCUGGCCAAUGAGGUCAUGGGGUACUGGUACUUUGGCUCCACCUGGUGCUCCUUCUACCUGGCUCUGGAUGUCCUCUUCUGCACCUCCUCCAUUGUCCACCUUUGCGCCAUCAGCCUCGACCGCUACUGGUCCGUCACCAAAGCCGUCAGCUACAACCGUAAGCGGACCCCCAAGCGGAUCAAAGUGAUGAUCAGCAUUGUGUGGCUCAUAUCCAUUGUGAUCUCCUCGCCACCGCUCCUCAUGUCGCAGAAAGACAUCAAUUUUGAGGGGGAAGAAAGGAGAGAGAUGAGCCGGCAGGAGUGCCUCAUCAACAACCAGACAUGGUACAUCCUCUCCUCCUGCAUGGUGUCCUUCUUCGCCCCCGGCGUCAUCAUGAUCCUUGUCUACUGUAAGAUCUACCGCGUGGCCAAGCAGAGGGCCUCCACCGUGUUUGUGGCAAAGAACGUGGUGGAGAGGCAGCCGUCGCAGUCCGAGACCUGCUUCGUGGGCAGUGGCGGUACCUGCCAAAGGAAGGGCAAGGCCCAGUAUGAACUGGAGAGUCCCCAACCUGGACACCGACGCAGCUCUUCCAACGUCGACAGCAACAGCAGCAACCACAGAAGAGGAGAGCUGGACGAUAUCGACUUGGAGGAGAGGAACCCGGGCCCAGAAGUAAAGGAGUCCUUUUCAUCAUCCCUGAGGUUCUCCCGGAGAGUUGUUGGAAGAGUGAAAACAGACGACGUAGACGGUACGACAAACAGACUCAAACUGCCCGCGCCGCCACCGUCCUGCGCCUCCAUCUCCUGGGCCUCGUCCGACCAGUGCUCCCAGAACUUCCUGCUGCCAUCACCGCUGCCCGUCCGCAGCAGGCAGAUGUCGCUGUCCAAGAACAAGGUGGCGCAGAUGAGGGAGAAGCGGUUCACCUUUGUCCUGGCGGUGGUGAUGGGCGUCUUCGUGCUGUGCUGGUUCCCGUUCUUCUUCACCUACAGUCUGCACGCGAUCUGCAGAGAGAACUGCACCAUCCCGGAAACGCUCUUCGACCUGUUCUUCUGGAUCGGAUACUGCAACAGCUGCCUGAACCCCAUCAUCUACACCAUCUUCAACCGGGACUUCCGCAGGGCCUUCAAGAAGAUCCUGUUCCACGCCCAUAAAAGGACAUGAGCGCACAGCAUCGGUUCCUGUUCUGCACUGUGCUGUCAAAGCAACAUUAAAGGGCUUGUCACACGGCU